AUGGCUGCGCCGCGGGGCAACUCACUGCGCGACAAGCAGAUCCUCUCCAUCAAAAAGAUCCUUAACUUGAAUGAGCCUCUUGAAACAAACGAGGAUGAUCCCCAUUCCAACGGCUUUCUACCCCCUUCGGCACCUAUCCUGAAAGAUGGGACUCCCAUCUGGAAGCUCUUGAUCUUCGAUGACCUCGGCCGAGAUGUCAUCAGCCCAGUUCUCCAAGUUUCUGACCUGCGAUCCAUGGGGGUUACCAUGCACAUGCAUAUUGCAUCGCAACGAGCUCCCAUCCCCGAUGUACCGGCUAUCUACCUUGUUGAGCCAACUCCUGCCAACUUGCGUGCGAUUACGAACGAUCUUCAAAAGGGGUUAUAUAGCUCAGCAUACAUAAACUUCCUUUCGUCGAUAUCUCGCCCACUACUCGAGGAUUUCGCAGCACAGACUGCUGCUGCAGGAACCUCUGAGAGUAUUGCUCAGGUGUACGACCAAUAUCUCAAUUUUAUCGUGACUGAGCCGGAUCUCUUUAGCCUAGGGAUGCAGAAAGAGCAUACAUAUUGGGCUCUGAACAGCGCAAAGACGAAAGACGAAGAGCUUGACCGCGUGAUCGACCGCAUUGUCAGUGGCUUGUUUAGCGUUGUAGUGACAUCGGGAAUUAUCCCAAUUAUACGCUGUCCAAGGGGUGCUGCGGCUGAGAUGAUCGCAACGAGAUUGGACCGGAAGCUAAGGGACCAUAUUCUCAACUCCAAAGACAAUCUGUUUACGGCUCAAUCACGGUCAAGCCACGCAACUGCUGGCACCCCGACAUCAAGACCUGUCUUGAUCAUAUUAGAUCGCAACGUUGAUUUGAUACCAAUGCUAUCGCAUUCAUGGACCUAUCAGAGUUUGUGUUUUGAUAUUUUCAAGUCAGAAUUGAAUCGAAUCACUAUUGAAACGCCCGUCGACUCGACCAAUCCUGCGAAAGGGACCACCAAGAAAACCUAUGAUUUAGCCACCAAUGACUUCUUUUGGGCCAAGAACGCUUGCCUACCGUUUCCACAAGUCGCAGAGGACAUCGACGCUGAAUUGACCAAGUACAAAGAAGAGGCAGAGGCCAUUACGAAGAAGACGGGCGUCAAUAAUUUUGAAGACCUUCAAACCGACACAAGUGCUAGCGCGCAACAUCUCAAGGCGGCAAUUACCCUCCUCCCAGAGCUGCGGGAGCGCAAGGCCGUAUUGGAUAUGCACAUGAAUAUCCUUGCCGCAAUACUUGAGCAAAUCCAAAGCCGGCAGCUGGACAACUACUUCCAGUUGGAGGAGGAUGUUAUGAAACAGACCAAGGCACAAAUGUUGGAGUUCAUCAAAACGACUGACAAAGGAAAGCCUACAGAUAAGCUGCGCCUGUUCAUCAUCUGGUACCUCAGUACAGAGCAAGAUGUCUCUCGGCAAGAGUGGGGCCAGUUCGAGGAAGCUCUGGUGGCCGCAGGUUGCGAUAAGACGUCGCUUGCUUAUAUUCGACAGGUCCGGGCAACAACCAAAAUGACACAGUUGACUACUGUCAAUAACCAAGGGGCAGCAAACCAGCAACAGUCUGGUUCUUCUGAUCUGUUUAACCGCUUCUCAGCCCUGUCCAGCAGGCUUACCGAUCGCCUCAAAGAAACAGGAGUGCCCACAAAUGCCCUCACUUCUAACGUCGCAUCCUUACUGGGAGGGAUCAAGAACUUCCUUCCCGCUGACAGGGAUCUGACUGUGACCAAGAUCACUGAGUCUAUCAUGGACCCCUCGAGCGCAAGCUCAUCGGCCAUUGCGAAGACAGAGCAUUACUUAUAUUUUGAUCCGCGCAGUGCCAACGCGCGAGGAACGAUGCCCCAGCCCUCGGCGCUUCGUGCUGGUGCUGUCGGUGCUCCAGGCUCGGCUCCCGGUGGCUUGCCCGGGUCCGGGCUUGCUGCACAGGGACCCGGAACAGGAGCUACUUUUGGCCAGCGACGGCAGGGAUUUUCGGAGGCUAUCGUGUUCAUGGUCGGUGGCGGGUCAAUGGACGAAUACGGGAAUUUGCAAGAGUGGGCAGCUCGCACGGGCGGCGACCGGGCAAAACGGAGAGUGAUCUAUGGAGCCAGCGAGUUGAUCAACGCGACAACAUUCAUCAAGGAGGAGCUGGAGCGCCUGGGACAAGAGAUAUCCUAG
Thermochaetoides thermophila DSM 1495 is the source of this 2151-nucleotide messenger RNA. RefSeq lists its product as uncharacterized. The transcript has 8 exons. Gene Ontology annotation, biological process: intracellular protein transport; endoplasmic reticulum to Golgi vesicle-mediated transport. Gene Ontology annotation, cellular component: Golgi membrane; cytosol. Bases 1 to 2151 code for a protein of 716 amino acids. The record is from RefSeq and is a predicted model, not a curated record. NCBI's taxonomy places the organism in Eukaryota, Fungi, Ascomycota, Sordariomycetes, Sordariales, Chaetomiaceae. Gene Ontology annotation, molecular function: syntaxin binding.